AUGAUUGGCUUGCUGGCGUAUUGCACACUGGAUGCCGUGUUACUGGGUGCGGUCGCACAAGACACGGUGCCCCAGAUCGGUAUUGACGAGAGCUUGCGGUAUCCGUACGACGAAACGCUGGUUUUGAAGCCGCUGCCCAAUAACGACCUGCUGGUUUCGUUCAAGUUCCAACUACAGUCGGAGCCAUUUGACCCGAGCGUGUCUUCAACUUCAUUUGAUGCGUACGAACACUACACGACUUUCCCCCGGGCCAUCCCACCUCUGUUGCAGUCGACUGCCACGCGUCAGUUACAUCUAAGAUUCACCAAAGGGUUCUGGGAUGCUCUGUCGUGGGGACAGUUGCCGCAUGCUGGGAAACAGGCGGGUGCCUCAGGUGUGGAAUUGUGGUCUCAAGUGCAGGCUGCCGAUCAGGAGCAGGCGUUCCAUAAUUGGAAGAAACUGGCCAAUUCUUUGAGUGGGUUGUUCUGUUCUUCUUUGAACUUCGUUGACGAGUCCAGAACAACCUUCCCGCGCAAGUCUUAUGCGUCUGAUACAUCGUCUCCUCUCUUCAACGAAACGGAGAAGUUGUACUUGAUGAGAGCGUCUCUGCCUAAUGAGCCCAUCUGUACGGAGAAUUUGACCCCGUUUAUAAAAUUAUUGCCCACCAGGGGGAACUCUGGUUUGACGUCUCUCUUGGACGGCCAUAAGCUGUUCGAUUCUCUUUGGAACAGUAUCUCCCUGGACGUAACCACUCUUUGCCCCGAAGAUGGCGACGCACUGUGCCACUAUGAAAUGGAGGCACACGUCGAGAUGGUCAUGCACGUUCCUUCUGCCUUGGCCAGAAACGAGAGACCUAUUCCCAAGCCCUUGGAUGGAAGCACCUUGCGUUGUGACACGGAUAAACCAUUUGAUUCAUAUCAAUGUUUCCCCCUACCGGAACCUUCGGAAACACACUUUAAACUGUCCCAACUGUUUGCCAAGCCGGUAAAUAAUGGCAACUUGUUUGCUAAUAGGCCCACGAGGAUUUGUGCGGACGUGGACCGCUCCACCUGGACCACAUUUUUGUCAGUUGAUGAUACAGUCUUCAGCACGCACGACAAUUGCUUUGACUUGUCGAAUGACCAAAAUGGAAGUGGCUCGGGCUACGACUUUGUUUUGGAAUCAACAGACACUACCCAGGUCUCCCCCGUGGAUCCCGUUCCUAUUCAUGUGAGCAGAUCCCUGACGGGCAACGGUCAAGACCGUGGCGGGAUGCGUGUUGUAUUCCAUAACGACAACGAUACCCCUGUCAAUCUGAUAUACUUUGAAUCUUUGCCCUGGUUCAUCAGAGUUUAUUUAUCCUCUUUGCAAAUUACUUCCACCACUUAUCCGCAACCACAAGAGAGUGAUAUCAUCAUGGACAAAUAUUACCUGCAAGCGGCCGACAGACAAAGACCCGCUCACCUGGAGUUCACAAUGUCAAUUCCUGCUCAUUCGGACAUCGUCAUGACCUAUCAAUUUGAUAAAGCUCUUCUGCAAUUUGCCGAGUAUCCACCAGAUGCCAAUCACGGCUUUGAAAUCGACGCUGCUGUCAUCACUGUGUUGUCUCCGGAAUCUGAAUUACCUGUGUAUGAAAUGAGAACCUCUACUUUAUUGUUGUCUCUCUCUACCCCUGACUUCAGUAUGCCAUAUAACGUCAUUAUCCUGACGUCCACCAUCAUGGGGCUCAUGUUCGGCAUGCUAUACAAUCUGAUGGUCAAGAGAAUAGUCACUGUCGAGGAAGCUGAUAGGAUUUCGUUGCAUUCUGGUCUAAAAUAUAAAUUGUUGAAAUUGAAGGGAAAGAUCCUGAAGAGGAAACAAACUAAAGCCGACUAG
Messenger RNA from Saccharomyces kudriavzevii IFO 1802, 1833 nucleotides. It is a transcript of the gene GPI16, whose product is annotated as GPI-anchor transamidase subunit GPI16. Bases 1 to 1833 code for a protein of 610 amino acids. The record is from RefSeq and is a predicted model, not a curated record. The transcript has a single exon. Gene Ontology annotation, cellular component: GPI-anchor transamidase complex. NCBI's taxonomy places the organism in Eukaryota, Fungi, Ascomycota, Saccharomycetes, Saccharomycetales, Saccharomycetaceae. Gene Ontology annotation, biological process: attachment of GPI anchor to protein.